Messenger RNA from Acytostelium subglobosum LB1, 477 nucleotides. RefSeq lists its product as hypothetical. The record is from RefSeq and is a predicted model, not a curated record. The transcript has 5 exons. Gene Ontology annotation, molecular function: zinc ion binding. The coding region runs from base 1 to 477 and encodes 158 amino acids. Lineage: Eukaryota; Evosea; Eumycetozoa; Acytosteliales; Acytosteliaceae.
AUGGUCAGACUAUCAGUGACACUAAGUGCAGAGGUUGAAGAGGUCAAGAACAUUUAUCCCAGUUCAGACAAGAUAUGGUUCUUUAAGCUGAAAUGCUCAAACUGUCUAACAGUCUCUGAGAACUUUGUCGGCAUCGACCCAGAGGAGAAGAUAGAGCAAAGGAAUAGCACAGUGAACCUUUUGAUGAAGUGCAAGAGUUGCACUCGUGAGAAUACAGUAUCUAUUGAACAAAUGCCACCUAUUAAGGAUCGUGAUCAAUCAGGCGAGAAUAACAUACAACUCGAAAUGGCUAGAUUCGAUUGUCGUGGCAUUGAACUCGAGGAGUUUGAUCCAAGGGAUCAAUGGACUGUUGUAACAACUUCUGGAAAGGAGUUCCAUGAUGCAGAUCUUAGCAAUGAUUGGUCAGAGUAUGAUGAUUCCGCAUCUGCAUCAAUUUGUGUGUUGAGUAUCUCUUCGAGCAUCAACAAGAUCAAAUAA